Messenger RNA from Dama dama (fallow deer), 866 nucleotides. It is a transcript of the gene FDX2, whose product is annotated as ferredoxin 2. The transcript is spliced from 5 exons. Bases 28 to 591 code for a protein of 187 amino acids. Lineage: Eukaryota; Metazoa; Chordata; Mammalia; Artiodactyla; Cervidae. Gene Ontology annotation, molecular function: 2 iron, 2 sulfur cluster binding. Gene Ontology annotation, cellular component: mitochondrion. The record is from RefSeq and is a predicted model, not a curated record. Gene Ontology annotation, biological process: positive regulation of oxidoreductase activity; P450-containing electron transport chain.
GGCGCAUGCUCAGUCUCUGGUCACGUGAUGCCUGUCAUGGCCGCCUCGGUGGCCUGGGGAGGUGUGAAUGCUGGGUUCCUGCUGCGGGCUGCCAGGGGUGCCUGGUGGAGCCGACCUGGGAGCUUUUGGGGGUCUGGGGAGGCGGCGGCGCCAGCGAUAGCCAGGAAAUUCCAGGCGACAGGCUCGCGCCCGGCGGGGGAGGAAGAAGCCGGCGGCCCCGAGCGGCCCGGGGACGUGGUGAACGUGGUGUUCGUGGACCGGUCAGGCCAACGGAUUCCGUCCUUCUCUGAAUGGCGCUUGCCCAAGCAUGGUCCCUCACCAACGGUCCCUCACUUGCCGCCCCCAGGGGCCUGUGAAGCUUCCUUGGCGUGCUCCACCUGCCACGUGUAUGUGAGUGAAGACCACCUGGACCUUCUGCCGCCUCCUGAUGAGAGGGAGGACGACAUGCUGGAUAUGGCCCCCCUCCUCCAAGAGAACUCCCGGCUGGGUUGCCAGAUCGUGCUGACGCCUGAACUGGAAGGGGCCGAAUUCACCCUGCCCAAGAUCACCAGAAACUUCUAUGUGGAUGGCCACGUCCCCAAGCCCCACUGACACGGGCAGCUGGACGGUCCCAGGCACUGACGGCCCCAGGGCCAGGACUGGAAGAACAUAGCCAAGAUGCCAGCCCAGCCCAGAGCGCGGACAGAUCCGAGAGAGAUGGCGGAAGCACCCAGAAAGUCAAAACCCUGGCUUCAGAGAGAUCCCAUGUCCCAGCUCUGGUGGGGCCAGGUCCCCUAUUGGGGCCGCCUCAACCAAGCUCCUGAGAAUGGCGGUGUGGAUAGGGGUGGAAUCUAAUUGGAGCGAUAAUAAAACUGUCUCACAGAUAA